AUGGCCGACUCAGACUACGACUUUGAGGAUGAGGGAUCUGAUGAUGAGUACGUCGGGAACAAGAGCGGGACUUCCAGUACCCGCGCGCAAUCUACCACAGCUAGCAAAAGGCGGAAAGUGGAGGUUCCAGUCAAAGAAGCACCCAGGCGGCAAGCCUGGGAGACGGAAGACUCACGAACGGUAGCGAAGACGAUACAAACGGCCGAGGAUGACACGCUGGGACAGAGCGUACAGGAGCGGGAAGAAGAGAGGAAGCGCAAGCGUUUGCGCAAGGACACAAAGCCCUUUCAACGAGGCAUUAUACGUCACGUCGUAUUGGUGCUCGAUCUCUCCGAGGCGAUGCUGGAGAAGGAUAUGCGACCGAACCGCUUUAUCACCAUGAUCAACUUCACCCAGGAAUAUGUCCGCGAAUUCUUCGAGCAGAACCCUAUAUCGCAAAUGAGCGUCUUGGGCAUGCACGACGGCGUCUGCAUACGCGUCUCAGAGCUGUCGGGGAAUCCAGCCGAACACGUCGCUGCGAUACAAGGCAUACGGAGCAAGGACGAUGGCAAAGAGCCCAAGGGCGCGCCCAGUUUGCAGAAUGCGCUGGAGCUGGCACGAGCAACAUUAUACCACACGCCUAGUCACGGCACACGAGAGGUCAUUGUAGUAUUUGGCAGCUUGUUGAGUCUGGAUCCUGGGGAUAUACAUCAGACGGUCAAGGCAUGUGUGCGAGACCGGAUACGCGUGAGCGUAAUUGGCAUGAGCGCACGUCUAAAGAUAUGCACGGAAAUCGUCACACGAACAAACGCGGGCGAUGAAUCAGAAUACACAAUCGCCACCGACCAGGAGAUGCUGAAGGAGCUGCUGUUAGCAACCACGACACCACCCGUAAUCCGACAAUCUGCCCCUGUUGCUACAACUACAGCAGCGCCGUCACCCGAAUCUGCUGCUGCACUCAUGAUGAUGGGCUUCCCAUCACGCGUAGUCGAAGAUCAACUAACCAUGUGUGCAUGUCAUGGAAACCUCACAAUGGGCGGCUAUACGUGCUCACGAUGUAGCGCAAAAGUCUGCUCUUUACCCAUCACAUGUCCUUCUUGCCAACUCACCCUUCUCCUGUCUACGCAUCUCGCACGCUCAUACCACCAUCUCUUCCCCCUCCGCAACUGGGCCACCGUCUCGUGGUCGCGCGCCCGCGAAAAGGGAAGCAAAGAAUGCGUGGGCUGUCUCUCUUCCUUCAGCAAGCCGCCGACCAGCGACAAGGAAAGGAGCACAGCGGAGCAGAACGGCGAGGUCAAUGGCACGAAGCGGGAUGAGGAAGACAGCGAGGAGCAGAAAGCUAGUGAGAGUGGGCGGUCCUUUUGGGUCUCGCUUUUAAACACACCAAAACGCGUGGUCCCGUGA
This is a messenger RNA of Pyrenophora tritici-repentis Pt-1C-BFP, 1383 nucleotides long. The record is from RefSeq and is a predicted model, not a curated record. NCBI's taxonomy places the organism in Eukaryota, Fungi, Ascomycota, Dothideomycetes, Pleosporales, Pleosporaceae.